Molecule: messenger RNA, 1859 nt
Organism: Homo sapiens (human)
Lineage: Eukaryota; Metazoa; Chordata; Mammalia; Primates; Hominidae
Gene: PCCB
Product: propionyl-CoA carboxylase subunit beta
Exons: 16
Coding region: 37-1716 (559 amino acids)
Biological process (GO): fatty acid catabolic process
Cellular component (GO): mitochondrial matrix
Molecular function (GO): ligase activity; propionyl-CoA carboxylase activity
Source: RefSeq, marked reviewed
AGGUGCGCCGGUAGGGGACGCGCCGGCACAGCAAAAAUGGCGGCGGCAUUACGGGUGGCGGCGGUCGGGGCAAGGCUCAGCGUUCUGGCGAGCGGUCUCCGCGCCGCGGUCCGCAGCCUUUGCAGCCAGGCCACCUCUGUUAACGAACGCAUCGAAAACAAGCGCCGGACCGCGCUGCUGGGAGGGGGCCAACGCCGUAUUGACGCGCAGCACAAGCGAGGAAAGCUAACAGCCAGGGAGAGGAUCAGUCUCUUGCUGGACCCUGGCAGCUUUGUUGAGAGCGACAUGUUUGUGGAACACAGAUGUGCAGAUUUUGGAAUGGCUGCUGAUAAGAAUAAGUUUCCUGGAGACAGCGUGGUCACUGGACGAGGCCGAAUCAAUGGAAGAUUGGUUUAUGUCUUCAGUCAGCAAAUAAUAGGCUGGGCACAGUGGCUCCCGCUUGUCAUCUCAGCACUUUGGGAGGCCGAGGAUUUUACAGUUUUUGGAGGCAGUCUGUCAGGAGCACAUGCCCAAAAGAUCUGCAAAAUCAUGGACCAGGCCAUAACGGUGGGGGCUCCAGUGAUUGGGCUGAAUGACUCUGGGGGAGCACGGAUCCAAGAAGGAGUGGAGUCUUUGGCUGGCUAUGCAGACAUCUUUCUGAGGAAUGUUACGGCAUCCGGAGUCAUCCCUCAGAUUUCUCUGAUCAUGGGCCCAUGUGCUGGUGGGGCCGUCUACUCCCCAGCCCUAACAGACUUCACGUUCAUGGUAAAGGACACCUCCUACCUGUUCAUCACUGGCCCUGAUGUUGUGAAGUCUGUCACCAAUGAGGAUGUUACCCAGGAGGAGCUCGGUGGUGCCAAGACCCACACCACCAUGUCAGGUGUGGCCCACAGAGCUUUUGAAAAUGAUGUUGAUGCCUUGUGUAAUCUCCGGGAUUUCUUCAACUACCUGCCCCUGAGCAGUCAGGACCCGGCUCCCGUCCGUGAGUGCCACGAUCCCAGUGACCGUCUGGUUCCUGAGCUUGACACAAUUGUCCCUUUGGAAUCAACCAAAGCCUACAACAUGGUGGACAUCAUACACUCUGUUGUUGAUGAGCGUGAAUUUUUUGAGAUCAUGCCCAAUUAUGCCAAGAACAUCAUUGUUGGUUUUGCAAGAAUGAAUGGGAGGACUGUUGGAAUUGUUGGCAACCAACCUAAGGUGGCCUCAGGAUGCUUGGAUAUUAAUUCAUCUGUGAAAGGGGCUCGUUUUGUCAGAUUCUGUGAUGCAUUCAAUAUUCCACUCAUCACUUUUGUUGAUGUCCCUGGCUUUCUACCUGGCACAGCACAGGAAUACGGGGGCAUCAUCCGGCAUGGUGCCAAGCUUCUCUACGCAUUUGCUGAGGCAACUGUACCCAAAGUCACAGUCAUCACCAGGAAGGCCUAUGGAGGUGCCUAUGAUGUCAUGAGCUCUAAGCACCUUUGUGGUGAUACCAACUAUGCCUGGCCCACCGCAGAGAUUGCAGUCAUGGGAGCAAAGGGCGCUGUGGAGAUCAUCUUCAAAGGGCAUGAGAAUGUGGAAGCUGCUCAGGCAGAGUACAUCGAGAAGUUUGCCAACCCUUUCCCUGCAGCAGUGCGAGGGUUUGUGGAUGACAUCAUCCAACCUUCUUCCACACGUGCCCGAAUCUGCUGUGACCUGGAUGUCUUGGCCAGCAAGAAGGUACAACGUCCUUGGAGAAAACAUGCAAAUAUUCCAUUGUAAACAAAUCAAAGGAAAAGAAACCAAGAACUGAAUUACUGUCUGCCCAUUCACAUCCCAUUCCUGCCUUUUGCAAUCAUGAAACCUGGGAAUCCAAAUAGUUGGAUAACUUAGAAUAACUAAGUUUAUUAAAUUCUAGAAAGAUC